UUUCACUAUUCUCUUUGCCCGUCUGCAGAUUCCGAUUUGUCGCAAUUGUUUUCCGAGUUUCUCAAGCAGGAAAAAAUCGAACGAAGUCUCAGCAAGCGACAGCUAUUGAUUUCAAUCAGGAAAAAUGCUGACUUCGGCUAAAUUUGUUCCUUCGACGGUAAGGGGUUUGCGUGGUAUUUACAGUUCGUCGAUUAAAUUCAGCGACAACCUUUUUGUCCACCGUGAUACUCCCGAGGAUAAUCCCAGCAUCCCAUUUGAAUUCACAGAGGAGAACAAAAAGCGAGCAAAAGCAAUUCUCAACAUUUACCCCGAAGGUCACAAACGGGGCGCUAUGAUUCCCCUGCUCGAUCUGGCUCAACGGCAACACGGCUGGCUUCCGAUUUCCGCUAUGCACAAGGUAGCCGACAUUCUGGGCUUGCCAAACAUGAGAGUCUACGAGGUGGCAACUUUCUAUACGAUGUUUAUGCGAAAACCUACCGGAACGUAUCACAUCCAGGUAUGCACUACAACGCCCUGCUGGCUGCGUGGAUCCGAUGAAGUGCUGAAUGCUUGCAAGCGUAAGCUGAACAUUGGAGUCGGUGAAACUACCGAAGAUGGAAAGUUUACUAUUUCCGAGGUGGAAUGCUUGGGAGCGUGUGUCAAUGCACCGAUGAUCGCCGUUAACGAUGAUUACUAUGAGGAUUUAACCGAAAAGGAUACCGAAGAGAUUCUGGACGAUUUGAAGCAAGGGAAAGUGCCAAGACCAGGACCGAAGAAUGGACGUUUCGCGUCGGAACCUGCCGGAGGGUUGACUUCGCUGACGGCUGAACCGCAAGGACCGGGUUUUGGAUUGCAGCCGGGACUGUAGGAUGCUGAAUCUGUUAAUAUGGCAGUAAUAUUUUGCGAAGAGAAGUAAUGUCAAAAAUCUA
Messenger RNA from Topomyia yanbarensis, 908 nucleotides. RefSeq names its product NADH dehydrogenase [ubiquinone] flavoprotein 2, mitochondrial (gene ND-24). Gene Ontology annotation, biological process: mitochondrial electron transport, NADH to ubiquinone. The record is from RefSeq and is a predicted model, not a curated record. Gene Ontology annotation, molecular function: NADH dehydrogenase activity. NCBI's taxonomy places the organism in Eukaryota, Metazoa, Arthropoda, Insecta, Diptera, Culicidae. The coding region runs from base 125 to 847 and encodes 240 amino acids. The transcript is spliced from 3 exons.